UUGGAGUAACUUCCUUCACCUAUCGUGCGGCCCAGCUUAUAGCCGAGUUCGCUCAGAAGUUUGUCGCCCGACAUGGUGGCGCCUGGGGCGCGUGGGGCGCAGGAGGCGGCUGCUGUCGGGGGGCGGCCGGACUCCGAUCUCGGGCCUAACCCAUGGCGCUUGGCACCUGCACCCCCGCACCCCCAUGUGCCCACUCCCGGGCCCCCGCCGCCGCGGUGCCCUUUAUUGCCCAGGUGCACCAGAACCCUAAGUUCCCAGCCGGGUCCGAGACCUGCGCGGCUGCUUCCGCCACACUCCUCAUGGCGUCGAUCGCCUUUGCGCAACUUCCUCCCGCGACCGGAAGUGCAAGGUCCUGUAAGCAUGGCGGCGUCGAAGGUGAAGCAGGACAUGCCCCCGCUGGGGGGCUACGGCCCUAUCGACUACAAGCGGAACCUCCCGCGUCGGGGACUGUCGGGCUACAGCAUGUUCGCCGUGGGCAUCGGGACCUUGCUCUUCGGGUACUGGAGCAUGAUGAAGUGGAACCGCGAACGCAGGCGCCUGCAGAUCGAGGACUUCGAGGCCCGCAUUGCACUGAUGCCUCUGUUUCAGGCAGAGAAGGACCGGAGGGUUCUCCAGAUGCUUCGGGAGAACUUGGAGGAGGAGGCGAUCAUCAUGAAGGACGUGCCGGACUGGAAGGUGGGCGAGUCUGUGUUCCACACGACACGCUGGGUGGCCCCCAUGAUGGGUGAGCUCUACGGGCUGCGCAUGAACGAGGAGAUUCUCAGCUCCAGCUAUGGCUUCAUGUGGUACACGUAGGGGCCUGCACCCCUCAGACCACUGGACCCCCGCUCCCUCCCCACCAGGAGAGAAUAAAUGCUCUGGAGACUGA
Messenger RNA from Hippopotamus amphibius kiboko, 868 nucleotides. It is a transcript of the gene NDUFA13, whose product is annotated as NADH:ubiquinone oxidoreductase subunit A13. Bases 153 to 728 code for a protein of 191 amino acids. The transcript is spliced from 6 exons. The record is from RefSeq and is a predicted model, not a curated record. NCBI's taxonomy places the organism in Eukaryota, Metazoa, Chordata, Mammalia, Artiodactyla, Hippopotamidae.